CUAAUUUUUGUGGCAAUUAAGGAAAGCAUGGGUUCUGCAUACCAGAAAGCCCCUUUUAAAUCUCAGUUGGCUUUUUGAUGCCCUAUUUGUUUUCAUUUGUGUUUUCCUUGACUUUGCACAGGAUGCCAUUACUCCCUACAAGGAGAUCCUGCAGAUGUACUGGGAGAAGGUGACAGGAUUUGUGAACGCCCGCUGUGAUGGGCUGGAGCCCUGGCAGCUCAUUGGGCUGACUUUUUCUUCCACCCUUGCAAGUGUGUGGCUGCAUGGCUUCCUCUGCCAGCCUGAGAGUUUGACAUCCCGAACUAAAAAACAAUUCUUUAAACUGCUGAGAAAAAUGCCAUUUGUUGGGGCUAUAAUUCAAAAGAAGAUUGAUGAAGCCUUGAAUGAUGUCACUUCCAGUUUAUCCUUCCUGAAAGAUGAAAGGGAAUAUAUCAAAGCACUGCCAGAACAAGGCAUGAGCCAGCCUGAAGUGCUGCAGAAGAUGAAAGAGUACAGCUCAAAAGGAGAUGUACGCUGGCAGGAUGGCAAAGUCUCAGGGACUGUGUACAGUGGUGAAGAGAAACUCACCCACCUGCUGGUCAAGGUGUAUGAAGAGUUUGCCUGGAGUAAUCCUCUCCAUCCAGAUAUAUUCCCUGGUCUGAGGAAGAUGGAAGCAGAAGUAGUGAGGAUUGCCUGCACGCUCUUCCAUGGGGGCCCCAAAUCUUGUGGUGCUAUGACAUCUGGGGGCACUGAGAGCAUCCUGAUGGCCUGCAAGGCAUACAGAGACCUGGCUUAUGAGAGAGGCAUCAAGCAGCCAGAAAUGUUGGUCCCAGUGAGUGCCCACGCUGCCUUUGACAAGGCAGCACACUACUUUGGGAUGAAGCUGAUCCAAAUACCUCUGACCAAGGCUAUGGAAGUGGAUGUUCAGGCAAUGAGGAGAGCCAUCUCAAGGAACACAGCCAUGCUGGUCUGUUCUGCUCCCCAGUUCCCACAUGGAAUUAUGGACCCCAUUGAAGAGGUGGCAGAGCUUGCAGUGAAGUACAAAAUCCCCUUCCAUGUGGAUGCCUGCCUGGGUGGAUUCCUCAUUGCUUUCAUGGACAAGGCAGGGUUCCCCCUCAAGCGUCCCUUUGACUUCCGUGUGGAAGGUGUGACCAGCAUUUCUGCUGACACCCACAAGUAUGGCUACGCUCCCAAGGGCUCCUCGGUGGUGCUCUACAGUGACAAGGAGUACAGGAAGUACCAGUUCUUCAUAGCCCCUGACUGGCAAGGAGGAAUUUAUGCCUCCCCCUCCGUGGCAGGCUCCAGGCCUGGUGGGAUCAUAGCUGCAUGUUGGGCAACCCUGCUGCACAUUGGAGAGUCGGGCUACGUUGAGGCCACGAAGAGGAUCAUUAAAACAGCUCGAUUCCUGGAGUCAGAGUUGAGAAAAAUUGACAGCAUCUUCAUUUUUGGGAAGCCAGAGGUGUCUGUCCUGUCCAUUGGCUCAGACACUUUUGACAUCUAUCGAUUAUCUAAUUUUUUAGCUGCAAAAGGAUGGAACUUGAAUGUCCUACAGUUCCCACCAAGCAUCCAUCUCUGCAUCACGCAGCUGCACACCAAGCCCGGCGUGGCUGAGCAGUUCCUGAAGGACGUCAGGGACAGCAUCCAGGACAUCAUGAAGGACCUCAAUGCCAAGACCACGGGCAUGGGAGCCAUCUAUGGAAUGGCACAGUCCGUCCCAGACAGGAGCCUGGUGGCAGAGAUUUCCCAGGCCUACCUGGAUGGCCUCUACAGCACGGAUGUUCUCAGCACUGAAAAGCACAUGAACGGCUCUCCCAGCCACCACUGACUGUAGUGCAACAAUCUGUGCCUUGCCAGCCAGCACUGGGGUGGUUCCAAAGGUUUCCUAGGGAAAGAGAUUGCAGUUCCUUUGUUCCUACAAUUGCAGGUCUGAGGGUGGCUUGAUCUGGAAGAAUUCCUUCCCUGUCUUAGUCUCUUCUGAAAUCUGCAUUGUUUUCAUGCCCAAUUUCAGUUUUAGGGCUUUUCCUCCCUCCCCCCUGCCUGUUUUCAUCAUGGCUGUUGAUGGUGAAUUGAAUGUCCAUUCCACAGCUCCGAAUUCCUCAGGUAUCCUGCGUGUCCCUUCAUUCCAUGUUGUCUCUCCUCCUCAGACCUGGUGUUCAGCCAGUGUCCAGCCAAGUGUUAAAUUUGAGUUCUCACAUUGUGUUCCACGGCUCCAAUCUUCCUGGAAGCUAAUGGCAGACAGUAAAUUGGAAAUUUUGUUUUCUCUUGAGUAUUGCUGUAAGCUGCUGCAUUUAACAGACCUUGCUGGGAGCCUUAUAUCUGUGUAAUGCAGAACUGAUAAAUUGGCAGAGGGAAGGUAGUCAUGGCCUCCCUUUGAAAUCUGAGUGAGACUGCAAUCAAUAUCUGCUGAGGGGGAGAAAAAGACAACACAAACUCCUUUUCUGGAAUCUCUUGAACAACAGCAGAAGUAGAAACCAAGCAGGUGGCACAGGGAGAGGAACUGGAAGGUACUGAAAGCCCCAGGUACACUGUGGCUGUUCUGCUCCCCUGCCUCUUGUAGAAGACAUGCAUUGACCACCCAGGAGUGCUGUUUUCCCUUGCACAAAUCUGGAGGGAGGUGCAAAGCUCAUUUCACUGUUCAGAACUUGAAGGUUUUACACUGUCCCCUCAGGAUGCUGUAGCAGAGCCAGCCAGCCCUGGCCCCUGUCACAGCCAGGGACGUUGUGCGCAGACGGUUUUUUUAUCCACGGUCUUUUAGUAUCAAAAGGUGACUUUUGUAUUAGCAGUAAUCUCAGCUCUUUGCACUGAUUCUUUUAAGGCACAUUCUCAAAAGGGCAUUCACCAUUGUGCCUUGAUGCUUCUCUGGCUUUUUUUUUUUUAUGGCAGGCCAGGGAGGGUUGGAGGGUUCAGCUGUUUGACCGUGACCUUGGUUGUGGUCGUUUCUUUAUGGUACUAAUUCUGAAUACAAACCUCAAAGGCAGGCUGGCCUCAGAGGAAGAUGCACCCUUGCCUGUUAGGUAGGAUAGUAGUUGUAAUGAGCCAAGUCCCUUCACAGUAUUACAAAGAUGCUGGGAGAAACAGGAAAGGAUGCAGCAAGUCAGAGCUGUUCCAGCCUUGGGCACGUGGCUCAGCCUUUGUAUUUUUCCCUGCUGUUUUUAGGAUGAGAGGGUUUUCCCAGCAAAGCCUUGUGGCCUCAAGGACAAGCCAGAAUCUCUCAAGUAGCCUUGGAGUUACUCCUGCAGGGCUUUCCCAUGUUUCCUCUCAGCUUUUUGCAUGGAGCAGAGUUUCCCAGGCAGAAUCCCACAUGUGGGUGAAGACUUCAUGCUGUGUCUGCACAGUCCUGUGCGGGGCAUCUGAAGGCAUCUCUCUGCUCCAGCCUGUUAGCCUGAAGCUGGCCCUGGCUGCAGCACAGGAAUUUAAAGGAAUGAGAAGGUCACUGACCAGCUCUUGCACAAACCAGCCCAGCCACUGUGGGAAGGAUCCUGGCUUUCCAACAGCUUUAUUCCCUGUGCUAGGAGACACAAGCAUUUUGGCCAUCUGCCCUGAGCUUGAUGACUUCAUGCAAGUCUCUGAGCCCUUUUGAAAUCAUUGAAUUGCCUGAGAGUCUCUUGAUGGUGAUAUCAGCUCUGGCAGUUUGUAUUGGACCUAUUUAUUCUCUCAAGGUCUUGCCAAUGUGACCAUUACUGUAUCUCUGAGUUUGGAGACAGUCUUCAGUGUCUGGCUACUGUGAUGGUUCUCUUUGGAACCGAGAUUUAACAGAACAAAAAAAAUAAAAAAAGGGAGGUACUCUUUUUGUUUCUGCUUUAAAAGAAAGAAGGGGUGGAUUGGGGUGGGCUGAAGGAGAGCAAAACUCCCUUCUCUUCCUUCCCUGGUUGCAUUUUCCUCCCAGGAAGUAGGUGGAUCUAACCAGAUCAGUGCUCCAUUUCACACUUUUGGAUGUAUUUGAAGAUGUUAUUUGUAAGUCAAUGUAUUCUAUUCUGGGCUUUGCUCAUUAAUAAUAUUUGUGGGUUUAAUUGUUCCAUGUGUAUUUGUCCUAUACUGUAAAUGUAAUCCUGUGGUCAGGAGUAGGCCACUGUAAUUCCCUGGUGUGUAGUUUUUAUUCAUCCUUGUCACCUAACAUGUAAUCUGCAUCCACUUUAUCAUGCCAAAUGGUCCUGGAAAAAGAGAUUUACAGGCUGUGUGGUUGUUUUAAAGACAAAAAAGAGAAGAAUUUGAUGAACUGGAUUAUGAUCUGAAACUGGACGGUACUUUUAGACCUGGAGGGAUCCUUGCCACUGUGAAUUCCUGCAGGAUUUCCUGCUUUUCCAAGCGGGACACUCAAUUUGUUGCUUGUACAAAGCACUCCCAAGGGAUUCACCUGUUUUUAGGUACUAGAAUGAAGAAUAUCCAAUGGGAUGGACCAAGAAGAGAUGUGUGUCUUCAUGCCAUGGAUUUCAUCUGCACUUUUCUGAUGACUUGGGGGAGAGGGGAGCGGAAGGGUUGCGUACAACACAAUAAUACCUUGCCCAAUAAAUCCACAAGGACUUUUUAAUGGACAAAUGAGAUGAGUUGAUCUGAUGGCAGUUUUCUGCUUUGCUCUGAUUUGCCCCUGGUUGAACUGGAGGCUGAAAUAGCUGGAGAGCUGGUGAAAAUGGCCCUGGUUUGUAUUAAAAUGGUGCAUUUAGCUAUUUAGGCUCACUGAGCUCUUAUUUUCCUGCUUCAGUGCUUGUUUGAAUGAAUGUGAACCUGGAAUUUGCUCAUGCACAGCCUGGUCUGUGGCAGGGAGGAUGGUUUAUGAAUCUUACUAACUCUGCCUGAGGGCUGCUCUGUCCUUCGGUCAAAAUGAAGGUGGUGUCCGUGUCUGCAUCUUGUGUGUGAUGUUCAAGGGUGCUGGAAGUUAAGAGCUAUGGAUUUUCUAUUAAUACUUUGUAGAACUUAAAAGGGUUUUAAAAAGAGAAGAAAAAAAGACUUGAA
Messenger RNA from Agelaius phoeniceus (red-winged blackbird), 4929 nucleotides. It is a transcript of the gene SGPL1, whose product is annotated as sphingosine-1-phosphate lyase 1. NCBI's taxonomy places the organism in Eukaryota, Metazoa, Chordata, Aves, Passeriformes, Icteridae. Gene Ontology annotation, biological process: sphingolipid catabolic process; carboxylic acid metabolic process. Gene Ontology annotation, cellular component: endoplasmic reticulum. The record is from RefSeq and is a predicted model, not a curated record. Gene Ontology annotation, molecular function: sphinganine-1-phosphate aldolase activity; pyridoxal phosphate binding.